AUGAUGCCUGGGGACCUGUCAUGGAUUUCGUACUGUACGUUCCUGGCUCAGCAGCUUUCCCGAUACGGAAACCACAAACAAACCCAUGAGGGAAUUACACGUGCCUUCCAAAAAGUUGCUCAACCUGUGACACAUUUUGCUCUCUGGUUAAUCCAGUGGGCACCUGUCGCUCCCGAGGUCAGCAGUCGUGAAUUUGUGGCGUCCUUGUUGAGAGGGGUCCUCCCCGAUAUUCGCGCCCGUGCACAAAAAUCAUACACGCAGUUCUCAGACUAUACUUCAUUUGCUAUGUAUCUCCAGGAAGUCGAAAUCUCCACUCCGUCCCGAGCGAAAUUUCUCGCAAAACGGAAUACUAUUGCCGUCCCAACCGAUGAGCGUUUCGUCCCAAUGAAUACAAAUGAAACUAGGCGCCAGCUUAAAGCAAUUUUGCCAUCAGAACCGCCGGGACAACCUGCCUGGCGAGUUGAGGCUUUGUCUCCACCUGAGCGCUAUAGCCAAUUCGAAGGUCGACCAUCGCCAGAAGUGCCGGUCCCUCGGGACCUGCCGCUCUACUCGGCACGCAGCUGGUCUGAAUGCAAAACUUUCAUGUCCAAAUUGCAAGAUUACUUCGAUAAGUACCCAGACCACUGCAAUGAAGCUCGCAAACUCGAGAUCGGCAGGGAUAAUCUGUCGCGUACACUGCUUGAAAAGUGGGACGAGCAUGCCGCCCGCCUUAGAACAGCGACCUGGCUCGCAUUCUGCGUUUUCCUUGUUGACCGGCUUCCUUCCGAAGGCGCAGGAAACUUCAAGUAUAGUAAUACUUACCAAGGAGUCAAUCAAUCUGUGUGCACCUUCGCGCUCGAAAUACUCCGUUGGGCUCCGGCUAACUUCGGCGUGACGCAUAGCCGCCUGCGGCACCUGUGGGACAGGGUGCUGCCCGAAAUCCGUUCAAGCGCCCAUAAAAACUGGGAUGAUUUUGACGAAUUUCAUGUCUUUGUUGCUUAUCUGCAGCAUGUCCAGGACUCCUUUUCAUUCCGAAAAACAGGAGAAGAUUCGACAAAGCUCCCUUCACGAAAGCGCUUUCGCGUCGAUGACAGCCCUUGA
Penicillium canariense is the source of this 1080-nucleotide messenger RNA. RefSeq lists its product as uncharacterized. The record is from RefSeq and is a predicted model, not a curated record. The transcript has a single exon. The coding region runs from base 1 to 1080 and encodes 359 amino acids. Lineage: Eukaryota; Fungi; Ascomycota; Eurotiomycetes; Eurotiales; Aspergillaceae.